AUGGAAGUCGCGCUGGGUCCCGGAGACCAAGCCCGAGGAGCCGGAGCGGAGGGGGCAGCCUCCGUCGCCUCACUAAGGGGGCGGCGGAGGUCCCCCCGACAACACACAGAACAGCACACGAGGACACGACCCUUCGGGGGAACGGGCGGUGACAGCGCCAUAAUAAUGCAGGAGCUACGCCAUAGGGUCCAGAACCUAGAGCGACAGUUGGGCGACCAGGAGCGGGACGGACGAACCACCGAUCCCAGCUACACCCCAUCCCCUGAAAGCGAAGAGGGAGACUCCCACCGAAGCCGCCCGCGGCGUACCCCCGCAUCCCGAACGGAAGCGGAGAGCACGCGCGAGGAGUCUCUGAUCCCGAGAAGACGAAAUGACACGAUCAUCUACUCCCGGGGCAGGUUAACCCGCCAAGCGACACGAGAUCGCGAAGACGGGGAAGGGAGAUCCGCGAGGACACGACAACCUGUGAUAAUGGGCGCCACCCCAUUCCACCGAUCUAUCCUCGAAGUCCGGUUGCCGAAACACUUCGACAAACCAACGGACAUGAGGUACGACGGAACUCAAGACCCUCUAGAACACCUCACGGCCUUCGAGGCCAGGAUGAACCUGAAGGGAGUAGGGGACGAGGUAAGAUGCCGUGCCUUCCCGGUAACCUUAGCGGGACCCGCGAUCAGGUGGUUUAACGGCCUCCUGCAGGGAUCCAUCUACAGUUUCUCGGACAUCAGCCGUGCAUUCCUGGCCCAAUUUACAACACGAAUAGCAAAGGCAAAGCACCCGAUCAACCUUCUGGGGGUAACCCAGAGACAAGGAGAGCCGACCAGGAGGUACCUGGAUCGGUUCAACGAUGAAUGCUUAGAAAUCGACGGCCUAACCGAUUCGGUGGCCAGUCUUUGCCUGACGAACGGCCUCCUCAACGAGAACUUCCGAAAACAUCUUACCACGAAAUCGGUUUGGAUGAUGCACGAGAUCCAGACGGUAGCCAAAGAGUACAUAAAUGACGAGGAAGUCAGCCGAGUUGUGGCUGCCAACAAACGGCAGUCCAGCUACAAUCAACCCCGGCAACAGGUUUACCAACAAAUAGCCGAGAAAGGAAUCCUGCCGAAGCCCCGACCACUCAAGGACCGCACUGGAGGGAACAAAAACCUCUAUUGCGAUUACCACAAAGGCUACGGUCACCUAACGCAGGACUGUUUUGACCUAAAAGAUGCACUAGAACAAGCGAUAAGGGAAGGUAAACUAGCAGCAUUCUCCCACUUAAUCAGGGAGCCAAGGAGACGUUAUCGCGACCAAGACGAAGAAGGCAAAAGCCGUUCGGCAAAGCGACGACAAGAACCAGAAGACGGAGAUCACGGCCUCACUGUGAUAAACGUGGUGACGGCCAAAAACGCCGCACCAAGAUCCAUAUCGGCACACAAGAAAGACGCAAAGAUAUUGUCGAUCUCCUCCUCGUCGACGCGAAACUCUAAGAAGCCUCCAUUCAUUUCUUUCGGCCCGGAAGACCUAUGGUUCGACGACGCCCCGGAAAAUCCACCCAUGGUCAUCACGGCCAGAGUGGGAACCGGUCUCGUCAAACGCAUCCUUGUUGACACUGGGGUGGACUCGAACAUCAUGUUCCGCAAUGUAUUCGACGCACUGGGACUAAGGGACGCCGAUUUGACGACUCACCAACACGGGGUCAUUGGGUUGGGCGACCAUUUCAUCAAACCAGACGGAGUAAUAUCCCUGCCAAUCUCAGUGGGACAAUCCCAGGGCCGAAGAUCGGCGAUGGCCGAGUUCGUGAUCCUCCGAGACUCCACCGCCUAUAAUAUCAUCUUGGGAAGGAAGACGAUCAACGAUUUCGAGGCCAUAAUCAACACAAAGCUGCUAGUCAUGAACUGCUAG
Molecule: messenger RNA, 1881 nt
Organism: Arachis duranensis
Lineage: Eukaryota; Viridiplantae; Streptophyta; Magnoliopsida; Fabales; Fabaceae
Exons: 2
Coding region: 1-1881 (626 amino acids)
Source: RefSeq, a predicted model, not a curated record